Triticum urartu is the source of this 2285-nucleotide messenger RNA. The record is from RefSeq and is a predicted model, not a curated record. Lineage: Eukaryota; Viridiplantae; Streptophyta; Magnoliopsida; Poales; Poaceae.
CUUGGCAUCUUUCCUGUAGCUGAAUCUAUGUUCAGCUGGUCUGAUCCUCGUACCAUGUUUGAUUUAGAACGUGGCCAUUCUGUAAGGCUUGCUUGGCGGGCUGGAGCGUCCUCCACGUCUCCAUGCAACGGCAACCGCACAGUCCUCCGGGCCGGGCCGACUCCAUCUAUCGGCGGCGGUCGGCGUCGGCACCACCGUGGCCGACGGAGCCUUCCAUCUGGCCCCGGCCGCUUAACCCAGCUGCGCCACAUGUCCCGCCCCCGCACCGCCUGCGAGAUCGCCGUAGUGGAUUCGUGCCAACGCACCGGUCAGCAGAAGCAGCGUGCCAACACAACACCGGUGAGGCGGUGGCCGCUGAUCAGCGGCUACGUAUAGAUAGCCAUGGCAGGCACGCAGCUCGUUGCGGCACCGGCACCCCGACCAGCUGAUCGAUCGAUCAACAAUGGAGGCCGCCGUCGCGUACCUCCUCCUGCUCCCGCUCGCCACCUGCGCCGUGCUCCUCCCCCUCCUCCUCCUGCUGCUCCCGGCCUUUCGGCCGUCCAAGGCCAGCCGCCUCCCGCUGCCGCCGUCCCCGCCGGCCGUCCCGGUGCUUGGCCCGCUGCUCUGGCUCUGGCGCGCGCGCUCCCGCCUCGAGCCGGCCAUCCGCGACCUGCACCGCCGCCACGGGCCCGUGCUCACCCUCGGCUUCCUCUCCCCGCGCCCCGCCGUCUUCGUCUCCGGCCGCCGCGUCGCCCACCGCGCCCUCGUCCAGCACGGGCACACCUUCGCCAGCCGCCCGCCCGCCAUCGCGCCCUUCGUCGUCCUCACUUCCGCCCAGCGCACCGUCAGCUCCGCGCCCUACGGCCCGCUCUGGCGCUCCCUCAGGCGGAACCUCACCUCCGGCGUCCUCCACCCCUCCCGCGUCGCCCGCCUCUUCGCGCCCGCACGGCGCUGGGCGCUCGCGCUCCUCGCCUCCGACCUCGAGAACGAGUCGUCCCGGAGCGAGGGCGGCGUGGUGACCGUUGUCGAGUGCCUCCAGUUCUCCAUGUUCUCGCUGCUCACGUACAUGUGCUUCGGGAGCAGACUGCCGGCCGGACGCGUCCGGCAGAUCGAGGCCGUGCAGAGAGAGCUAUUCUCCUCCUACAUCGGCUUCCAGGUCUUCGCCUUCUGCCCGGCGCUCACCACGAGGCUGUUCCGGCGGCGGUGGAGGAAGGUGAUGUCCAUCCGCAGUAAGCAGGAGGACCUGUUCAUGCCACUAAUCGCAGCAAGAAGAGAACGGAGCCUGCUGACGGCUGACGGUGGCGACGGCACCUUGGCGUACUGCUACGUCGACACGCUCCUCGCGCACCGGCUCCCCAAGGAGGAAGAGGAUGGCGGCGAGCGCGCGCUCUCUGAGGCUGAGAUGGUGAGCCUCUGCACGGAGUUCCUCACGGCCAGCGUCGACACCACGGUGACCGCGCUGCAGUGGAUCAUGGCGAACCUGGUCCGGCAGCCGGAGAUCCAGGCGAGGCUCCGGGAUGAGAUCGACGCGGCGAUCACCAACGACCACCAGGACGCCGUCGCGGAGGAGGACCUGUCGAGCAUGCGCUACCUGAAGGCGGUGGUCCUGGAGGGGCUGCGGCGGCACCCGCCGGCGCACUUCCUGCUGUCGCACGCGGCUCCGACGGAGGCGUCGCUGGACGGGCUACGCGUGCCGGCGGCCACGUCGGUGAACUUCUCGGUGGCGGACGUGUCACUGGACGAGGAGGUGUGGAGCCGGCCAGAGGAGUUCAGGCCGGAGCGGUUCCUGGACGGCGGGGAGGGCGCCGGGGUGGACCUGACGGGGAACCGUGAGAUCAGGAUGAUGCCGUUCGGGGCCGGCCGGAGGAUCUGCCCCGGCCUCGGGCUGGCGAUGCUGCACCUGGAGUUCUUCGUGGCCAACCUGGUGAGGCGGUUCGAGUGGUCUGCGGCGGAGGAUGGCGGCGGCGUCGACCUCGCCGAGAGGCCGGAGUUCACGGUGACCAUGGAGCAGCCGCUGCGCGCGCGCGUGGCGCCCAGACGCCCCCGGCUAGUUCGGCCAGUCUGAAUGUGUGCGAUGGUUACACGUAUGGGUAGGGUGCACAUACGUUGGAACCUGAAACUAGUACUACUGCAAUAUAACACGUUGGCCUACAGACGUAUCAAAUAAAGUAGAAUUUAAAAUUAAUCAAAAAGCUGGAAUAGCUCAGUUGGCUAGAGCGUGUGGCUGUUAACCACAAGGUCGGAGGUUCAAGCCCUCCUUCUAGCGUAUUUUUAUUUUUUUGGUACUGUAAUUUUUUUUAUAGAUA